AUGGAAUAUCACAUGGAGUACUCGAACGACAAGUCGCAUAAACCGGAGAAGGAACUUUUUGUAGAGAAGUCUUUCGGCGGGAAAAAUGACAAGGGGAGGAAGAGACUCCUGAUGGUUCUGUCCGUGUCGGCAAUAUGCCUUCUAGCUGGAUCUGCAUUUUACUUUACCCCCACGGGGAGGGGGAAUGAUGGUCCCCUGUACGGGAACGCACUUGACGAGAACAGCAGUGAUGAUUUCAUUAUCACCACUUUGUUGAAAAGCCCACGUGGAAAGAAAUUCAUUGUGUCGAAGCUGGCCGAAUUGAUUGCGUCCUACGACAAGGAAGGCGACUUCCAGGAAGAGAAGCAAUCCAACCAGUUGACCACCGCUCAAGACAGAACGGAAAAGGGUGAAGAGCACUACAGGAAACGCUCUGGAAAUUUGAAAGUUGCCAAGAGGAGCGACAUCAACUUUGCUGACUCCAGAUUUUUGAUGGCGAACUUGGAGAACGUCAAUGCGUUCUACCUCUUUGUGAAGGAUCACGGGAAGAAGUACAAGACGGCAGAGGAGAUGCAGGAGAGAUACGUCGCUUUUGUAGAAAAUUUGGCAAAGAUAAACAGACACAACAGUAGGGAGAAUGUGCUCUAUAGAAAAGGAAUGAAUCAGUUUGGAGAUCUCUCCUUUGAAGAGUUUAAGAGGAAAUUUUUGACCUUCAAAAGCUUUGACUUCAAGACUUAUGGAGACAAACUGAAGGGUAUUACCAACUACGCAGACGUGAUUGACAAAUACAAGCCGAAGGAUGCUACGUUCGACCGUACGAACUAUGACUGGAGACUACACAAAGGAGUAACCCCUGUUAAGGACCAAGGGAAUUGUGGAUCCUGCUGGGCAUUCAGCACAGUAGGAGUGGUCGAAUCGCAGUAUGCAAUUAGAAAGAAUGAAUUGGUGUCGAUAAGCGAGCAACAGAUGGUGGAUUGUUCCGCUCGUAACACAGGGUGCUAUGGAGGUUUCAUCCCCCUUGCCUUUGAGGACAUGAUCAAAAUGGGAGGAAUGUGCUCAAGUGAAGAUUAUCCAUACGUGGCGGAUAUUCCAGAAAUGUGCAAAUUUUAUAUUUGCGAGCAGAAAUACAAAAUUAAUAGUUAUUUGGAGAUUCCUGAAGACAAAUUUAAAGAGGCCGUUAGGUUUCUUGGACCUUUAAGUGUGAGCAUAGCUAUAAGUGAUGACUUUGCCUUUUACCGGGGAGGUAUAUAUGAUGGAGAAUGUGGUGAUUCUCCCAACCAUGCUGUCAUCCUUGUCGGUUAUGGAGCUGAAGAUGUUUACGACUUUGAUACGAAGACGACCAAGAAGCGCUACUACUACAUCAUUAAAAACUCCUGGGGAAACUCGUGGGGAGAGAAGGGAUUCAUUCGCUUGGAGACGGAUAUGAAUGGGUACAGAAAGCCCUGUUCCCUCGGCACGGAGGCCCUAGUUGCGCUCAUAGAUUAG
Messenger RNA from Plasmodium inui San Antonio 1, 1464 nucleotides. RefSeq lists its product as hypothetical. The coding region runs from base 1 to 1464 and encodes 487 amino acids. NCBI's taxonomy places the organism in Eukaryota, Apicomplexa, Aconoidasida, Haemosporida, Plasmodiidae. Gene Ontology annotation, molecular function: cysteine-type endopeptidase activity. The transcript has a single exon. The record is from RefSeq and is a predicted model, not a curated record. Gene Ontology annotation, cellular component: lysosome.